AGACAUGACAUCUGAGAGAUCAGAUGCAGUAAUUAUGGUGGAAGAAAAUUCAGAGCCUGUGGCAGCUUGCGAGCCCUCCAAGAAAAUCAAUGUUAUCAGCAAAGAAGCGGUUCACCAGAUUUGCUCGGGGCAGGUGGUCCUGGAUCUGGCUGUUGCCAUAAAGGAAUUAGUCGAAAACAGUCUUGACAGUGGAGCUACAUACGUCGACAUCAAGUUGGUAGAUUAUGGAGAAACUUGCAUUACAGUCAGUGAUAAUGGUUCUGGAGUCCUGGAGACUGAUUUCGAAGGAUUGGGCCUUAAGCAUCACACAUCAAAGCUCCGAGACUUCUCUGACAUCUUCGAGAUCUCCACAUUUGGCUUCAGAGGUGAAGCCCUCAGUUCCCUCUGCGCCCUCUCAGAUCUCACCGUAACGACAAGACACUCCACUGUUCCCUACGCUUUCAAGCUCUACUUCAACAAGGAAGGCAACCUCACCAAGAAGAAGGUCUGCGCCCGCGAGGUGGGAACGACAGUCUCAGUCAGGAACAUAUUCAAGAACCUCCCGGUAAGAGCCAAGGAGUUUCAGAAAAAUAUAAAGAAAGAGUUCACAAAAGCCCUUCAGGUCCUCUACGGUUACUGCCUCGUGUCAACUGGAAUAAAAAUCACGUGCUCUAAUAGUAAGGACGGGAAGACGAGUGUAGUUGUGGCCACCACUGGAGUCGACGACGUCAUGAUCAACGCCUCGUCAGUCUUCGGAAAGAAAUCCCUCAAAGGAGUUGAGGGUGUCGAGCUCGUUCAGCCUGACGAGACAGUUCUUCAAGACUUCAAUUUAUCUGACGACGUUUCUGUGAACUUCACCUGGGAAUUCUACACCAGCAGCUGCGAGCACAAGUUGGGCUGUGCCUCCCCGAAUCGUCAGUUCUUCUACAUCAACGGACGCCCCUGUGUCUUGACAAAAUUAGGCAAAUUGAUUAAUCACGUUUAUCACAAGUACAACAACAAGCAGUACCCCUUCGUCUACUUGAACCUGAAGCUGCCACAGGAGACAGCUGAUGUCAACGUCACCCCUGACAAGAGGACUGUCUUCCUCACCCAGGAGAAAAUCAUUCUGGCAGUCGUCAAAAUGAGUCUCCAACAGAAAUGGAAUAAAAUGCAGGGGAACUACACGGAUUUGAGUCUGGACGAAAUACAGAAGUCCCUCAAGAGGUCAAUACCAACGUCUCCAGUUGGCCGACCCCCCAGCAAGAAGCAAUUUGUCUCGGUGAAGAGAUCUACUGGGGGUGAGAACGUAACAGCCACUCUGGGGGAUGACAGUGACAGAUCUUAUGCGUUUCCAACCGAGAGAUUGCCGGAUGCCGACGUGACAAUCAAUUUGACAUCGAUUAAAGCUGCUCUCCAGCUCAAGAGGAGACGAAGGGAGCAGAGAAGUGCUGGAGACUUGGAGAUUAAAUACAGGGCUGAGAUCGGUGCGAAGAGUGCUGACGCUGAGAGGGAACUGCAGAAAGGAUUGACGACUGAAUCAUUUACAAAGAUGAAAAUCAUUGGUCAAUUCAACCUGGGCUUCAUAAUCGCUCAACUUGACGGCGAUCUCUUCAUAAUCGAUCAGCACGCAACCGACGAGAAAUACCGCUUCGAGAAGCUCUCGAAUGAGACGAAACUGAAGACUCAAAAGCUCAUAGCCCCCAAGCCCCUGAGCUUCACAGCGUUGAACGAAACGGUAGUCAUGGAGAACCAGGGUUUGUUCGACGCCAACGGUUUCACCCUGUCCAUUAGUCCUGAUGCUCCAGUAGGCCAGCGAGUCCAGUUGACGGGAAUGCCAGUGAGUGGGAAUUGGCAGUUUGGGGAGGAGGACCUCGAGGAGUUGAUAUUCCUGAUCCGGGAGGGAGGCACCGAGGGCAUCAAGGACCAGGCCGUCCUCAGGCCCAGCAGAGUCCGCUCGAUGCUUGCCUCGAGGGCCUGUCGAGGGGCUGUGAUGAUUGGGAAGACCCUCAAUGAUUCAGAAAUGAGGAAGUUAAUCAUGCAAAUGGGGAUGAUAAAGCACCCUUGGAAUUGCCCUCAUGGCAGACCGACGAUAAGACAUUUGUUGUCACUCAAAUUGUUGAGGAAUUUGUAAAGUUGUUAUUUAGUCAUAAUCGAAAAAUAUCGCAGAAAUAAUUUGUGUACAUGGAACAAUAAAUUAAUAAAAUGCGGAAUGAAAAAUA
Diachasmimorpha longicaudata is the source of this 2180-nucleotide messenger RNA. It is a transcript of the gene Pms2, whose product is annotated as mismatch repair endonuclease PMS2. Gene Ontology annotation, molecular function: ATP binding; ATP-dependent DNA damage sensor activity; ATP hydrolysis activity. Gene Ontology annotation, cellular component: MutLalpha complex. The record is from RefSeq and is a predicted model, not a curated record. Bases 5 to 2092 code for a protein of 695 amino acids. Gene Ontology annotation, biological process: mismatch repair. The transcript has 4 exons. Lineage: Eukaryota; Metazoa; Arthropoda; Insecta; Hymenoptera; Braconidae.